Messenger RNA from Pristis pectinata (smalltooth sawfish), 3437 nucleotides. Its product is annotated as glia maturation factor beta-like. Gene Ontology annotation, biological process: actin filament debranching; negative regulation of Arp2/3 complex-mediated actin nucleation. The record is from RefSeq and is a predicted model, not a curated record. Gene Ontology annotation, molecular function: actin binding; Arp2/3 complex binding. Bases 119 to 547 code for a protein of 142 amino acids. NCBI's taxonomy places the organism in Eukaryota, Metazoa, Chordata, Chondrichthyes, Rhinopristiformes, Pristidae. The transcript is spliced from 7 exons. Gene Ontology annotation, cellular component: actin cortical patch.
AAAUGAGGAAUGAUGAGCCCGAUUGCUGAUUGGUUCCUGUACGAAUCACGAGGCUGUCGAGAGCCGGAGGAAAAGCAAGAACCGGGAUUGAGAAAGUAGGGGGAAAGAGAUCCGAAAAAUGAGCUGCCCAGUGAGUUUGUGUGGAGUCGAUGAACAGCUGAUGGAAAAGCUUAAAAAAUUUCGUUUUCGCAAAGAGACCACAAAUGCAGCCCUCAUAAUGAAGAUUGAUCAGGAGCAACAUAUGGUGAUACUGGAUGAAGAGUAUGAGGAUAUUUCCCCAGAAGAACUCCGGAAUGAACUACCUGAACAUCAACCUAGAUUUGUAGUUUAUAGCUACAGAUAUAAACACAGUGAUGGAAGGAUUUCCUAUCCACUCUGCUUUAUAUUCUUCAGUCCUUGUGGUUGCAAGCCUGAACAACAGAUGAUAUAUGCUGGAAGCAAAAUUGGACUGGUAGAUAUAGCAGAAUUUACCAAGGUGUUUGAAAUUAGAAAUACAGAAGACUUCACCGAAGAGUGGCUUUGCAAAAAACUUGGAUUUUUCCGUUAACAAAAUGUGACAGUAUUGCAUUUCACUUUAUAUGAAUUAAUAACAUGAGCUUGAAUUUUAUGCGUACAAACUGGAAAAUUAAAUGAUUUUUAUACUUUGUGUUCAAAGCUGUAUUGGAUUUAAGCACUGUGAAAAUGUUGAAUGCAGUUUUCCAAAAAAAAAAAUUAACUUACCAAGCACUUAACCUUUUUCUGUUCUUGGUGUAAGCCAGAAAAGCAAGGCAAGACCAGAGUCUCCUGGCAUACAUGGAUAGUGUAGUCAUUUGACCUCUGGUUCAAGCACAAUCCAAGCAAUGGUUGUCAUUUCCUUUUCCAUUAAGGAUUAUCAAUUAAUGUAUUUAACUGUAAUCAAGUUAUUAUCUGAAACAGGCUAGAGGUUGAAACUUUUUUUUCAGAUGACUAGUCUUGAUCUGUUCAUUACAUGUGGAGUCUUUUGCAUUGAUCCUGCCUUAUCCUUCAAAUUAUCCAAAGUUUUCAGAUAUGGUUUGUAAAACUCAAGCAUGCUAUAACUAUACUAGUCAUGUAUACUGUCUCAUUACUUAUGUUGAUUCUUUAAUGAAUUUUGCAUGUAAAUUCCAUAACUGCUGGUUUUCAUUGGUACACUUCAAAACUUGAAUAUUGAAAAGCCCAAUAUGUAACUAAAAUUUAUAUUGGUUGAUUAUUUUACAGUAGAACCUUUAGCAUAUUUAACUUUUAUGGCUUUGCGAAUUUUUCUCCAUGACCCACAUUCCAUCAUCUUUGUUGUCCCUAAUGUGGCUUCACAAGACUCUUUCAAACUGGCAAUGACUAAAUCAUUCCACACAACAGAUUUAACUCUCCAGCAGAUCACCAGCUGAGAUUUUGUUUGUCCAGAAGUGUGAAAUUUUUGAGCAAGGUGACCACAGAACAUAAUCCAUCAUGGUAUUCCAUUGCUAGUAAUGCAUUAAAUAUCCCACAAACUGAUUAUGGUUGGUGCCUCUGCCUGUGCCUUAUGACUUACCGUCUUGAGAUUUGGGGCAAAUCUCCCAGCAAAUAAGUCCCAUUCAGCUUUGUAAACCCUGCCCACAAACUAGCAGAGUCAGAGGAGAAUAAAUGGUAUUCAUGGCUGCUUCUAGAACUUACUUCCUGUGAAAGUUGAGGGUUUUUAUUUCAAGUUGUUUUUUUUCUUAAAGGAGCAUUUUCUUUAAAUGAUAAUUUAUUUAAAAACAGAUCCCUGUAGAACACAUCUCUAAUUCUAGUUAGUAUAUUUGAGAAAGUUAAGUUUAUUCAAAUUGUACUGAAUUAGAACAUGUGUUGUUAGACACAAGAAUGAAUAAAUGUGUUCAGUGGAUUGAUUAGUCCAAGUUUGAUCCCUUCAGCAAUAAUUUAUUUCCCCAGUCCUUUUAAAAGAUGUUUCCAAGUUUUCAUCUUUUUAACAUUAUGCCCCUUAUGUAUAUCUAAAGAAUACCACUUGGAAGGUGGUCGACAUAGGGAUACUGAGUGUUGAGUUAAUCUCUUGGCUUUAAAUUUCAGGUAAUUCUAGUCGCAUCUUAAUUUGAAUAGGUUGGAAUCUGCUAAAUGGGUUUCAUUUUGUACAAGAAAUUUUUAAGUUCCAUUUCUUGUGUAUGGUAUACAUUUUGAAGUUCAUGCAUUCAGUGCUUGAGUUAAUUAGGCAUGUGUAGGUACUUGAUGUAUUGCAAUAGCAAUUGUUACAAUGGUAUGGCAUCCUUCCCAUGGAAGCUGCAAAUACAAUUUCAUUUAUUAAAUGGUUAAAAGCUAUUUGGAAACUUGCAGAAAUGUUCAAACUACAAUUUACAUCUGAAUCUUGGCAAAUAGUUUUUACACAAUCUCUUUUUCUUACUUUUCUAAUGAGCAUUCCAAAAUGCAUUCAGCUGAAAUAUGUAUGUCUUGUAUGAUGACCUGUGCUAAAUCCACAGUAGUAUUUUUAACACUAGCAUUGCUCAAUAUGUUUUUUGCACAAAUAAGAACUUUAAGGUGCACAUUUGUUUGAUGCACCUUGUGCAUUUUGUCUGUUGCAUGCUUAAUUCAUUACCAUUUGAAAAUAGAAUUAAUAACUGCUCAACUUGUAUAAUGCUUUCUUAAAACUAAUGCUCAAAUUAUUAAGAAAUACAGUCUUGCCAUGAUGGCCUUUUAUAGUAUGAGCAUUUUUUUGCAGGUUUUGUUUAAUCAUAUUAAAUGUCUAUUCAUGCCUUUCUAUUACAUCUGGAUUUGGCCAUUGUAACAUAACCUGCCAUUUCUAUCAACUCAAGUUUAUGUUGAACUCUGCUGACCAUGUCCUAAUUCCCGAAGUUCUAUUCACUCAUCACACUUGACUUGUAUUGGCACUCAGUCUGGCAACACCUCAGUUUUACAAUUAUCUUCCCCGUUUUCAAAAUGCUAUGGUCUCACCCUUUCCCUAUUUCUAUACCCACCUCUUGCCUAUCUAUCUGUGCUGCUCUAGUGUAUAACUCCUAUAACCUUGUGCUUUAAUUGCAGCAGUGUUGGUGACUAUCUUUAACUGUCAGCCUAUGCUCUGGAAUUCCCUCCUUAAAUUCUCAAUGUAUCUUUGUAGAUAACUUUAAUAGGUAGCUCUUUGACCAUCAGUGCUAAUCUAUUGUGUGAUUGUCAUUUUUUUUUUGAAGCUGUGAAGUGCCUUGGGGUGCUUUAUGUUAACACUAUAAAUGCAAGUUUGUUGUUGAGACUAAAAUGGCAUAAAAACUUUUUGUACCAUUUUAAAGAGCUUUUCAGAUUGGUGUACUGCUCAUUUGAAUGAUUUGUACUAAAAUGAAGCAUGACACUUCUGUAUGCUGAAAUGCAUGUUGCUAGCAGUAAGUAUAAAGGUUAAUUGUAACUGAACUACAUCGUAUGUGCAAUUAUUGAUAUUCUUGGGUUUCUUUCUGUGGGUACAAAAUAAAGGUUCUCAUGUACAUAAA